UACAAACAUACAUACCCCUCUCUCUCUCUCUCUCUCCCUCUCUCUCUCUCUUUCUCUGUGUGUAGCAUGGAUUCUCAAGUUAACGUGCUUAGAUGGACACCGACUCCAAGCCCAUCAAGAGCGAUCUCAACAGAGCCAACGAGAAAAAAGAGUGUUGUUGAUGAUGAUGAUGUAGAAAUAGAAAGCUUGGCUUCUGAGGAAGAUGACUUGCCUUUCAACAACAUCAAAAAAACCAAUUUCCCAUUUAGCACUGGCCCUUCUCUCCCUCCCACUACUACCAUUGAUUCUCCACCACCACCACCACCACCACCACCUCAUGUUGGCUCCAUUGAAGCGGCAUCACUGAGGGUGGUGGAGGUGGAGAUCAAAAGGUCGCUGGAGGUGGAGACAGUUCAUGUUGUUGAGCCACCACCACCACUGCCAAAGCAAGAAGACUACGUAGUAAGAUUUAACAAUCAUGUGGGUGGGGAGGAAGGGGGGUCGAAGAAGGGGACCGAAAUUUACUUGACGUGGAAGGAAUUGUGCGUGACGGUGCCAGAGAAGAAUGGUGAGAGGAGGGCCAUUUUGGAGGGGGUGACUGGCUAUGUUGAACCAGGUGAGGUCUUGGCCAUCAUGGGUCCUUCUGGUUGUGGCAAGUCUACUCUUCUUGAUGCUUUAGCAGGGAGAUUAGGUUCAAACACAAGGCAGACUGGAGAGAUCCUCAUCAAUGGCCGCAAACAAACCCUAGCCUUUGGCACUUCGGCCUAUGUGACUCAAGAUGACACACUAAUGACAACCCUAACGCUAAAAGAAGCCGUGUACUACUCUGCUCAGCUCCAACUUCCGGAUUCCAUGUCAAGAUCCGAGAAGAAGGAAAGAGCAGAGAGCACGAUAAGAGAGAUGGGUUUGCAAGACUCCAUGAACAAAAGGAUCGGAGGGUGGACAUCAAAAGGCCUCAGCGGUGGACAGAAGAGGAGAGUUAGUAUUUGCAUCGAAAUCUUGACGCGCCCUAAGCUUCUCUUCCUCGAUGAGCCUACCAGCGGGCUUGAUAGUGCUGCAUCAUACCAUGUCAUGAACCAUAUCAUCAAACUAGCAAAGCAAGAUAGGAGGACUGUGAUUGCAUCUAUUCAUCAGCCAAGUAGUGAAGUCUUUGAGCUCUUUCAUAAUCUCUGCCUUCUCUCCUCUGGUAGAACUGUCUAUUUUGGUUCCACUUCAACUGCAAAUGAGUUUUUUGCUUUGAAUGGGUUCCCAUGUCCACCAAUGAGGAACCCAUCUGAUCACUUUCUUAGAACUGUCAAUAAGGACUUUGAUGUGGAUGUUGAACACGGAUGUGGCAAAAGGAUGACGACUGUAGAAGCUAUUAACACACUUGUCAAGUCAUACAAAUUAUCAGAGGCUCAUCAUCAAGUUGAACAGAGUGUACACGGUUUAUGCCAACAGAAUGGAGGAACAAUGGAGAAGAAGGGAAGUCAAGCAGGGUUUAUUAAUCAGUGCCUUGUUCUCACAAGGAGAUCUUCUGUGAACAUGUAUCGAGAUUUGGGUUAUUACUGGCUUCGCCUUGCAAUUUACAUAGCACUGUGCUUAUGUGUUGGGACUAUCUACCAUAACAUUGGCUCCAGUUUUGGCUCCAUUCAAGCUAGAGGUUCGAUGCUCAUGUUUGUUGCAGCAUUUUUGACUUUCAUGGCUAUCGGUGGAUUUCCUUCUUUUGUCGAGGACAUGAAGAUUUUCACCCGAGAAAGGUUAAACGGACACUAUGGGGUUGGUGCUUUUGUUGUGGGAAACACAUUUUCUUCCAUGCCAUACUUGUUUAUGAUCUCUGUAAUCCCCGGGGCAAUGGCUUAUUACCUCACCGGACUUCAAAAAGGACUUGAUCAUUUUGUCUACUUUGUUGUUAUGCUCUUCGCGUGCAUGUUGCUAGUCGAAAGCCUAAUGAUGAUUGUCGCCAGCAUUGUUCCUGAUUUUCUCAUGGGAAUCAUAACAGGAGCUGGAAUUCAAGGCGUGAUGAUGUUGAAUGGAGGCUUCUUUCGAUUGCCAAAUGAUCUUCCAAAGCCAUUUUGGAGAUAUCCAAUGUACUACAUUGCCUUCCACAAGUAUGCAAACCAAGGGUUCUACAAGAACGAGUUCGAAGGACUCACUUUUCCUAACCCAACAGGAGGGUUCAUUAGUGGAGAUGAGAUAUUGAGAAGUACUUGGCAAGUAGAGAUGGGUUACUCCAAGUGGGCUGAUGUGGGUAUUUUGCUGGGGAUGGUGGUUCUAUAUAGGCUCAUGUUUUUGGGAAUUGUAAAGACUGUUGAGAAAGUUAAGCCCAUUCUCAGGUCUCUCAUGGCUGCUUCUUCUAAACAGUCGACACAUAUGGAAGAUCCUUAUUCGACACCAGUACAUUAAUCAAGAGUAUUGUAAUUAUGUUCCUGAUCAGUGACUUGUUGGUUUGAUAAUUGUGUGAGUAAUGUAUUUUGUGAGUGAUAAAUAACAGCUGAGUGUCAAUCAUAAUGGUUGGAGUAGCUUUUGUUCUAAGUGUGAGACUUAAUACAAAACAAAAAGUUGUAAUCGUAAUUUGUGUUACUAUUCUACAUGUCCCUAGUAUAAUGAAGUGUGUCGUUUCUUUUA
Messenger RNA from Camellia sinensis, 2586 nucleotides. Its product is annotated as ABC transporter G family member 1. Gene Ontology annotation, cellular component: membrane. NCBI's taxonomy places the organism in Eukaryota, Viridiplantae, Streptophyta, Magnoliopsida, Ericales, Theaceae. Gene Ontology annotation, molecular function: ATP hydrolysis activity; ATP binding; ABC-type transporter activity. The record is from RefSeq and is a predicted model, not a curated record.